Stegodyphus dumicola is the source of this 686-nucleotide messenger RNA. RefSeq lists its product as uncharacterized. The record is from RefSeq and is a predicted model, not a curated record. Lineage: Eukaryota; Metazoa; Arthropoda; Arachnida; Araneae; Eresidae. Gene Ontology annotation, cellular component: nucleus. Gene Ontology annotation, biological process: regulation of gene expression. Gene Ontology annotation, molecular function: chromatin binding.
AUGGUUACAAAUUCAGAAGAAUCAUCGCCUUCGAGUUAUGAGACAUAUGACAAAAAAAAAGCAAGAUCAUAUUCUUUAUCUAAUGAAAAGGUACACAGGAAACAUCAUCAUAAAACUGAACAUUCUCCCAAGCAGAGCGCUUCAAAAAAAUCACGCAGGAAAUCUAGAUCGAGAUCACCACUAGAUGUGUCACUUAAUGAACAUCACCAUCGAAAAUCAAGAUCUUCUAAUCAUGGUUCUGACAAUCAUUACAACAGAUCUAGAUCUUUGUCACCUCAUCAGCGUUCUGCAAAGAAUUUCAGUCAUUCUAGGUCAUCAUCUCCAACUGAGCAUUCAAGAAAAUAUCAAAGACUGUCCGAAUCUCCGUCACCUCACCAGAAAAAAUCUAAAAAACGAAAUUCAGAUUCACCAUCACUGCAAACCAAGCAUCGCAGGAAACACAGUAAAGGCCAGCAUCAUUCUUACAGCUCCUCUGAUAUUGAUAGUGAGGAACAAAUUAAAAAAAAACUUCCUCGAGAUCAUGAGUCAGAUAGAGUUAACAAAAAAAGCAGGUUUACCGAGGAGAAAUAUCACAAACAUGUUGAAAAUUAUAAUGCUAAUGGAUUAGAUGACAAAUAUGAAGGGAAACAAGGAAAUUUUACGAGACAUCAAAGAAACCGGACGAUGCAGGAUGAUUUUAUUGACAG